AUUUAAAUACUCGCGAGCUUACACACUAUCAACUGUGAGUCAGUUUAAAACUAUUUUAAUUUACGACAACCAUCGUACACGACCAACCCUUGGUAACUGGACGCAAUGAAUCAUAUAAGGAGCAUAAAAGAAAUGCUGAGCAUCCCGACUGGAAGGAAUGUGUCCACCAGCGGCUACUCCAGUUUCACAGACUCUCAGCUUUUCUUUGGGUCUCAAUUUUGGCCUGAAAAUUCUCAGGGAGCGUCUCAAGAUAUGAGUGUGUCAUCCAGGACCUCCCUGUCCCAACAGAGUUCACAGGAGGGAAGUGACCCAAAGUUUUCAAACAGUUAUCACACUAAACCUCUCCUGUUUGGAGAAUUAAAGGACAAAAACAAAGCUUUUGGAAUUCUGGAUAAAUUUGAAGAGGACAAGAAAAGGGCAAAAGAAAAAACUGACAGUGACAUUUUAGCCAAAGAAUGUCAUAAUUUUCGAGAAACUCUCAACAAUAUCCAACAACUGGUCGCUGGCACAGAGAAAAAUACAACUGUGUGCCAAACAGUUCUUGAAAAAUUUGACAACUUUGAGUCAACAUUGCAAAAUAAUCUUAAAAGUCUUCAGAGUGACAUUUCCCAGCAGUUUGAGACUUUGCUGAAUAAAGUGAACUCCCAGACAGGGAUGAUGACUGAACUGGAGGAGAGGAUGAAAAAGAGUGGAACUGCCUCUCCAGAACUUGGUUCAAAUCUGCAAAGCUUGAAGAAUAGUCUGGAGUGUCUGAGAGAGGAGCAGGACAGAGAAAGAAACAUGCUCGAAGAGGCUCUGAAGCUGCUCAGCACCUUAGUCUCAACCAAAACCAGCCCUAAAAGAGUGAUGGACAGUGCCAUCCAGACGUCACCAAGACUGGAACAGCCAUUCUCCGACAUUGUGCAGGACAACAAGCUUGAAGGCACACAGCUGACAUGUAUGUCAUACAACACUGAACACAGCCAGGCUAAAGUUCCCCCUCAGAAUCCCAGCUGCAUCACAGGCAAGAGGAAAUCCACUCUGAAAGGCAAUAGGAGGCGCAAAAAGAGGCCACUGGUGCUCUCACAGAGGAGAAUGCGCACUGACACUGAUGAGAACAGUCAACCUCUCGUGCACUGUAACAAACAACAAAAUGUUUCAUCACCUCUCGGUGAGCGGCGUGAUCCGAACGUGGUAGCCAGUCAGGACAGUCGAAGUCCAGACUGUCUAGUAUUGCCGAAAAGAGAGAUGAGAUCCAUAGCUGCAGGAUGUUUCAUCACCCCUUUCAGCUGCUGGUCUCAGGACAGCAACAGCUCUGUGUGCCUCUCAGGAAUCGAACCCAUCUUAGAGAAGCUCUCUGAGUCCAAGACAGGGACCCAAGUGAAACAGGAAGGCUUCUGGCAGUUGUUUGAAAUGGAUUCUGACUUAGGUCUUUAGAGGAUGAGGAAAGGACAGUGAAGCAUUUGUGUUCUUAUUUUUGGAGUACAGGGGAAUAAAAGCCAAACAUGUUUAUUAUACUUAUUAUUAGUUGUAGAGUUGUUCAGUUUUCGGUAGAAUGAACACACUGACAUGUUUUUGUCUUAAGGUUAUGGUGGAAGAGCUGUGGAGGGGUGUACAAAGGUACUAGUUGACCUAAGUUAAGGAUAGAGUGACCCACAAAGCAUUACACGUUUCAAGCUUGUCAUCUUGUUUUCUGCUGACAUAAAAAUAUUGUAAGUUUCUCUGCUGCCUUUUUUAAAAUUAACUUAUCUGUAUUUAUACUACUGACUUGACACUGAAAAUAAACUGAGGCUUUGCAAACAAA
Morone saxatilis (striped sea-bass) is the source of this 1783-nucleotide messenger RNA. RefSeq names its product interactor of HORMAD1 protein 1. The record is from RefSeq and is a predicted model, not a curated record. Lineage: Eukaryota; Metazoa; Chordata; Actinopteri; Moronidae. Gene Ontology annotation, biological process: homologous chromosome pairing at meiosis; meiotic DNA double-strand break formation; DNA recombination. Gene Ontology annotation, cellular component: condensed nuclear chromosome. Bases 106 to 1416 code for a protein of 436 amino acids. The transcript is spliced from 8 exons.